AUGGACGAGUUAAGCGGAUUAAAGACCACUCCUUUCCACGAGAACUUUUCACUGGCCACGCAUGUCCUAGCUGUGUCUAUGGCCUUUCUCAAGGGCCUCGACAUAGAAAACAAAAAGCUACUUAGGAGCUUCAAUAGCCAAGCCCUUGAUCUAGUUGGUUACAAGGAAAACUUAGAUGGGCUUAGUGGAGAGGUGGACAAGCUUCGGAAGAAGACUUCAUCUCAGGACGCCAAGGGCGCAAAAAAGGAGAAACUUGCCAAAGAAUCUAUGCACAAUUUCCUAGAUGACAUUGACAAUUUCCAAGAGCAAACUCUAAAGAUAUUUCUUGACAUGGGGUUUGAUUCAUUCAUGCUUGUCUUUCCUAAUGCCGAACAGAAUGAGAAGGAUAUCGCUAUCUAUGUUGAAGGGGGUUUUGAGAUUUCUACAAAAGGAAAUUUCAAAAAAGUUCUUGCAAAGAAAGAUCCAGAGACAAAGGACUUCCCUCUGGCACCGAUAGAGAAUAACCCUCCAGAGCCACCUUCAGAUGCCCCUACCCUAGGUUUAGUGCCCAUAGUAUUGACCUUAAGUCAACAAGAGCUUCAAAUUGAGCCUUCUAAUAGGUUAAGAAAGUGGAAGAGAAAACACAUGGAAGGCACAUCUAUGGCUAAUCCUUCAUUGUCUCCAAACAGGAAAAAAGUCUCACAUGACUUGUUUGACCUAUCUUGCAGUGCAACCUUAACCCUAAGUCGCAUGACUGACAGUUGGGCUUAA
Ilex paraguariensis (yerba mate) is the source of this 750-nucleotide messenger RNA. Lineage: Eukaryota; Viridiplantae; Streptophyta; Magnoliopsida; Aquifoliales; Aquifoliaceae. The record is from the annotation of a GenBank genome assembly.